UUUUCUCUUUCUCUGGAUGCUGGUCAUGGCAAUCCCGCUCCAUCACAAAUCACCUGCGAUUGCUUUGCUUCAGAAGAUUCAGACUAGCGAGUUGAACACUUUUGGCAGGCAAACUCUGCAGUUACCUAUAAGUGGCGAUGGACCUCUGAAUGAAAUCUAUGUGGAAAAAAAUAGAGCAGGAACGAUGAAUUACCCGGAGGGUGGUUAUGAGUUUGCUGCUGCAGCCACCUUGUACAACCCGACCAAUCUGGGCUACGCAGCCUCCACUGACUCGCAUGCCUCCAGCAACAUUGGAGGUCUUCACUCCCUCAACAGCAUGUCACCGAACCCACUGGUCUUCUUACAGACGGCGCCCCAGCUCUCUUCCUUCGUUGCCCACGGACAGCAGGUCCCGUACUACGUGGAGAACGAGCAGAGCAGCUGCAGCAGUUUCGGCCUGCGCGAGGGACCCCCGUCAACCUUUUACAGAAUUAACAAUGACAAUCGAUGCCGAGUUAACGACCAGCUGUCCAGCACCAGCGAGCAGAGCAGCCCGUCAGCAGGCACGUUGGAAUCCAGUAAGGAAACACGGUACUGCGCGGUGUGCAGUGAUUACGCCUCAGGCUAUCACUAUGGAGUCUGGUCAUGUGAAGGCUGCAAAGCUUUUUUCAAGAGAAGCAUUCAAGGACACAAUGACUACAUGUGCCCUGCCACUAACCAGUGCACAAUUGACAAAAAUAGGAGGAAGAGCUGCCAAGCCUGCAGGCUACGUAAAUGCUAUGAAGUGGGCAUGAUGAAAGGUGGUAUCCGUAAGGAUCGUAGGGGCGGCCGGAUGCUAAAGCACAAGCGGAGGAAGGAUGAGAAGGAUCAUGUCAUCAAAAGUACUGGGGUCACCACCCGACCCACUUCCAGCAGCAUGAAUCCGGCACAGAGGAAUGCCAGGCAGAACUCGGUGAUGGGAAUGACGUCAGACGAGAUUCUCAGUACCCUGAUGGAUGCCGAGCCUCCCAUGGUUUACUCUGAGCACGACCCCAGCAAGCCCUUUACCGAGGCGUCCAUGAUGACUUUGCUAACGAACCUGGCUGAUAAGGAACUGGUGCAUAUGAUCAUUUGGGCAAAGAAGGUUCCAGGAUUUGUCAGUUUAACACUUCACGACCAGGUGCAACUACUGGAAUGCUGCUGGUUAGAAAUUUUGAUGAUUGGCCUUGUCUGGCGCUCCAUGGAACAUCCGGGAAAACUCAUUUUUGCUCCAGAUUUGAUUUUGGACAGGAAUGAAGGGAAAUAUGUGGAAGGGAUGGUGGAAAUAUUUGAUAUGCUCCUAGCUACAGUGUCUCGUUUCCGACUGCUAAAACUCCACUGUGAGGAGUACAUCUGCCUGAAGGCCAUCAUCCUGCUGAAUUCUGUUUUGGAGAUCACUCUGCUUGGACACCACAGUGUGUUCCCCUUCCUCUCCAGUACCAUGGAAGCUCUGAACAAUGGUGAGCAGAUUCAGAUCAUCCUGGACAAAAUCACUGACGCUUUGGUUCACUUUAUCACCAGGGCUGGGCUCUCACUGCAGCAGCAGUCUCGGCGGUUAGCCCAGCUCCUCCUCCUCCUCUCCCACAUCAGGCACAUGAGUAACAAGGGAAUGGAGCACCUGUACAAUAUGAAGUGUAAGAAUGUGGUGCCACUGUAUGACUUGCUGCUGGAGAUGCUUGAUGCUCACAGACUGCACAUGCCAAUGGAGAAGGCGCAGCCUGGAGGAAAUGGCACAAGUCCAUUGAAUAGAGGGGCCACCUCAUCCACUUCUUCGUUGUCACUAAAGAAGACUGAUGUGACUUUUGAAACAUCCAGAUAGGUAACUGAUGCGCUGCUGCACAGUAUUAACAGAAACCCCAACAAAAAGAACUACCUAUGAUCACAUGCAAAUGAAGCAAAUUUCACUGCAGCAAAAUCACAUAGCUUCAGCUUCAUCUAAAUACACGCCAUCCAGCUCCUUACCACAAAGAAGAAUGCCCUACUGACUGAGAACUGGGAUUAUCAAUGAUGCAGGAACAGUG
Molecule: messenger RNA, 2018 nt
Organism: Pristis pectinata (smalltooth sawfish)
Lineage: Eukaryota; Metazoa; Chordata; Chondrichthyes; Rhinopristiformes; Pristidae
Gene: esr1
Product: estrogen receptor 1
Exons: 9
Coding region: 17-1816 (599 amino acids)
Biological process (GO): regulation of DNA-templated transcription; steroid hormone receptor signaling pathway
Cellular component (GO): nucleus
Molecular function (GO): zinc ion binding; DNA-binding transcription factor activity; sequence-specific DNA binding
Source: RefSeq, a predicted model, not a curated record